AUGCCCAUUUCUAAAUCCGCUCCCAUCGCCAUCAUUGGCGCAGGCGUCUUCGGCCUCUCCACUGCCCUUCAACUUGCCAGUGAUGGAUAUACGAAUAUCACUGUUUUUGAAAAAGAUGACCAGAUCCCGCCUCGCUCGUCGGCCGGUUUUGAUCUUAAUAAGAUCGUGAGGGCUGAGUAUGAGGAUCCGUGGUAUACUGAAAAUGCUAACACUGCGCAGAAAGCAAUCGAAGCGUGGAAAACCCCCCUCUACGCACCCCACUACCACCAAACCGGAUUCCUACACCUAGUCUCCGGCUCCGCUCCCCAGAAAGCAGUCGAUACUCUAACGCGCUUCCUCGCGACAGUCCGCGACCAUCCCAAAUACAAGGGCCAGAUCCAGGAUAUUACUACCCGCGAGGACAUCCGCAACAUAGCCUGGCAAUACGACGGCCAAUUCCCCGGCUGGAAAGGCUACUUCAACCGCCAAGCGGGCUAUGCCCAUGCAUCUAAUGCUUUGCUCGCGGUAUAUAAGGCUGCCGCAGCCAACGGCGUCAAAUUCAUCCUCGGCAAGGACCGCGGCUGGAUAACCGAACUAAUCCACUCCCCCAACAGCAAAAAGAUAACAGCCCUCCGCACCCACUCCGGCACCACAAUCCCAACAACCCUCACAAUCGUCGCCACCGGCGCCGCAGCAGCAACCCUCAUCCCCACCGCAGCAUCCCAAAUCGUCGCGAAAUCCUGGUCCCUAGCACACAUCCACCUAACCGACGACGAAACCUCCGCCCUGCGCAACAUUCCCGUAACCUAUGCCCGCGACCUGGGCUUUUUCUUCGAACCGGACCCAGUCACCAACUGGCUUAAGAUCUGCCCCAUGGGCGGGGGGUAUGUCAACACCGAUCCCGUAUCUGGACGAUCAUUGCCGCCCAAGACACUUGCGGAGAGCGAUGUUUUGCCGGUUGAGGAUGAGGGGCGGAUUCGGCGGUUGUUGAGGGAGGCGUUGCCGGGGUUUGAGGGGAGGGAGCUUGUGGGGAAGAAGUUGUGCUGGUUUGCGGAUACGAGGGAUUCGGAGUUUGUGGUUGAUUAUGUGCCUGGGAUGGAGGGGUCUGUUGUGAUGUUGUCGGGGGAUUCGGGGCAUUUGUUUAAGAUGUUGCCGAUUGCGGGGGGGUGGGUGAAGGGGUUGGUGGAGGAGGGGGGGCAGGGGGUUGCUAGGUGGCAGUGGAAGGAGGGGAAGGGGCAGGAUGAUGGGAAGGGGGAUGUUAGUUGGCGGCUUGGGGAAACGAGGGAGUUUGCGGAUAUUAAGAAGUUGUCUAAGUUGUGA
Messenger RNA from Aspergillus glaucus CBS 516.65, 1299 nucleotides. RefSeq names its product NAD(P)/FAD-dependent oxidoreductase. The record is from RefSeq and is a predicted model, not a curated record. Gene Ontology annotation, molecular function: flavin adenine dinucleotide binding; sarcosine oxidase activity; saccharopine oxidase activity. The coding region runs from base 1 to 1299 and encodes 432 amino acids. The transcript has 2 exons. NCBI's taxonomy places the organism in Eukaryota, Fungi, Ascomycota, Eurotiomycetes, Eurotiales, Aspergillaceae.